UAUUUUUAUUCUUCUUCUACUUUUCCAACUCCCACCUCAUUCUUCUUCUUCUUCGCCGCCUUUAACUCUGUUUCCCUCUCCAAUUUCUUCUCCAGCCCCGCCGAUAAGUCUGCUUCCUUUCUCACAUACCCUUUUCAAUUUUAUCCUCCUAUUAUACACCCUCUCUUUCUCGCCUUUUCAUUCUCCUCAUCCUACUUCUCUUUCUCCUUCUCUUACUUAUCCUCCUUCCUCUUCUUCUUAUUUGCAUUCUUUGUCUUCCUCUCUUCUUUAUCCUUUUUCUCCCCUCCUUCAGCCCCUAUUCUACUUUCUUUGCCACCUUUUUCUCUUCCUCAUUUACCCACUUCUACCUUUUUCAUCACCUCAUCUGUUCUCUUCUCCUUCUCUUCCUCUUCUUCUUUCUCUUCUACUCUGCUUCAUCGCUUUUCUCCUAUCUUUCGUCCUUCUCUCUUAUCAGUCCUAUUUAUUGCCUCAUCUUUUUCCUCCGUUUUCUUUUCAUAUCAUCCUUGUACUUCUUCUGUUUUUAUUCUUUUUCUUCACCUUCUCAUUCUCUUCUUACUGCUUGCCUCCUACCUCCUUCUGCUAAUCAGCCUCCCUCCUCGAAUCAGCGUUUCCAUCUACCUCCUCCUCUUCCUUCUUCUACUUCGUAUCCAGCGGAUGCACAUCGGCUUUACGUACAACGACUCUUCCGAGUCCUUGAACCAUGUACAUAAAGAUCCUUGA
This is a messenger RNA of Protopolystoma xenopodis, 720 nucleotides long. Lineage: Eukaryota; Metazoa; Platyhelminthes; Monogenea; Polystomatidea; Polystomatidae. The record is from the annotation of a GenBank genome assembly.